GCCAGCGCCGCGUUACACGCUCGCUACACUCCUUCCCAGACUUUACCAGGACCAUUACUUGAGCUUACUUGGCGUUCAUUCCAGGGCCCAUCGCGUAUAUCUCUCAAAACAUUGGUAUAAAGCGCAAAGAGAAGAUCUUGUCACUGCCACGUUCCCCAGGUCCCCAAAACGGAAUAGAUGGCUCUCCGACUCAAAUCUUCCCUCUUACGACCAUCUAGUCGCCUCCCAACGAAUCUCUCAUCACGACUCCCCGGCAGCAUGAAGCCUCUUACACUCGACGCACUGAAUGCGCAGCUCCAGACCGUGCAGUAUGCCGUGCGCGGUGAACUUGCCAUCAAGGCGGAGGAGUACCGCGACAAGCUGCGCCAGGGGGACAGCAGCCUGCCCUUCGAUAAGGUGAUCUCGUCCAACAUCGGCAACCCGCAACAGAAGGGGCUUGACCAGCCUCCCAUCACGUUCACCCGCCAGGUUGCUGCAUUGACGGAGUGGCCGGCGUUGGCGGAGCUGGCGCCCGGUGUGUUCCCUUCGGAUGUCGUCGCGCGUGCGAAGGAGCUGGCUGAGGAGAUCGGAUCCAUCGGGGCCUACUCGCACAGUCAAGGUGUGCCCUUCAUCCGCAAGGGCGUCGCGGAAUUCAUCGCUGCUCGUGAUGGAUACCCUGCUGUUGCGAACGACAUCUUCCUCACUGCAGGUGCCUCCGUCGGCGUCUCGCUGCUCAUUAACAUGCUCAUCACAUCCCCCGAAUCUGGUAUCCUCAUCCCUAUCCCCCAGUAUCCGUUAUAUACUGCUGCCCUGGCCCAGCACCAUGGUCGACCGAUCCCUUACCUUCUUGACGAGUCAUCAGACUGGUCUACUUCUGUGGAAUCGAUCGAGACCGCAUUAGCCGAGGCUCGAAGCCAAGGGACGACUCCCAAGGCCCUCGUGAUCAUCAACCCGGGGAACCCCACCGGGGCUUUGCUGACUGCCGACACGAUGAAGGCAUUGGUGAAGCUUUGCGAAGAACACUCGCUCGUGCUGCUUGCGGAUGAGGUGUACCAGAACAACCUGCACCGCGCGGCCGAGUACCCGUUCACAUCCUUCAAAAAGAUCGUGCGGGAGCUGCAGUCUCCCGUCCCCCUUGUUUCGUUCCACUCCAUCUCCAAGGGCGUGUCCGGCGAGUGCGGUCGCCGCGGCGGGUACUUCGAGCUCACGAACAUCGCUCCCGAGGUCCAUGCGCUGGUCUACAAACUCGUGUCCGUCGGCCUCUGCCCGCCGCUGUCUGGGCAGAUCGGCGUCGACAGCAUGGUGCGCCCGCCAAAGGAGGGCGAGCCCAGUUACGCCCUGUGGAAGAAGGAGACGGACACCAUCCAUGCGGCGUUGGCUGAGCGCACGCGGAUCAUGGCUCAGCGACUCAAUGCGCUCCCCGGCGCGUCCUGCGUGGAGAGUCCCGGAGCGCUUUAUCUCUUCCCCAAAAUUGACAUCCCGCCCAAGGCCGUCGAAGCGGCCAAGGCGGCUGGCAAGGAGCCUGAUGCUUUCUAUGCAUUGGCCUUGCUGGAUGCGACGGGCAUCUGUGUCGUUCCAGGGAGCGGCUUCGGCCAAAAAGAGGGCGAGUGGCAUUACCGCCUGACGUGCCUGUGUCCUGGUGUGGAGGAGUACGUGGGCAAAUUGGAGCAAUUCCACCUUGCAUUCCUGAAGAAGUACGAAUAGAAGAUCUACGUUGGUGCUGUAUCUAGUUUCGAAGUACUUGAAUGGAGUUAUCACCUGGAAGGGAAAUCAGUGUCAAAGGCGUUCAGGCAUACACUCGACGAGACGAUGUCCGACAAAGUCCGAUUUCUAG
Molecule: messenger RNA, 1813 nt
Organism: Mycena citricolor
Lineage: Eukaryota; Fungi; Basidiomycota; Agaricomycetes; Agaricales; Mycenaceae
Source: the annotation of a GenBank genome assembly